AUGUCAAAAAAGAUAAAGUUCUCGCUCGUCGAUGAGGAAAAAAUUAUAGAAUUUGUGAAGACCAAUGAAAUUCUCUACAAUGUGAGACACGCAAAGUUUCGCGAUGCUGAAGCAAAAAAUCGAUUGUGGUUGAAAUUGGCCGAAAGCAUGGGAAUGGAAGUGGAUGUGGUGAAAAAAAAGUGGGUCGCAAUGCGCGACUACUUUGUUCGGUCUCGCGAUAAAAAAGGCACAGGGUCAGCUGCAUCGUCAUCAGCAACAUCAAAACGAGACGAAUCACUCAUGUUUUUGUUGCAAACAUCCGUUUUAAGCCGAGCUUCGCUUUCAUCGAUGUCAAGCAGUCCAUCAACAAACACUGAAGACAAUGUGCAAACGGUUGGCGAAGACGUUUUGACACAACAAAUCGACAACUUUUCGACCGCUGACACACAAUCAAAUGCAUCGGGCUAUGAUGACCAACCAUUCUCACCUGGUUCAUCGGUUUCACAAACACCAUCGUCAAAUAAACGAAAGCGUGAAACGGAAACAAAUGACAUUUUGCGUGAAUUCAUGGCUACACGUCCAAAGCCUGCCGAUUUCUUCCCACCAAAAUCACCCGAUGAACUGGAUACCUUUUUCGAAUCGCUUGCGAAAACAAUGCGUAAGUUUUCUCCUUUGGUGAUUGCAAAACUCAAACUAAAAAUGAGUCAGAUGGUUGGUGAAGAAGAAAUUGCAUGGGCGGAAAAUUCAGCACGCAUUGAACAACAAAAUCUUGAAUUCAUUUAUUUGCCGGUGCAAACACCAUCUGAACCACAACAACAAGAACAACAACAACAGAUGGAUGAAUAA
Messenger RNA from Contarinia nasturtii (swede midge), 825 nucleotides. Its product is annotated as transcription factor Adf-1-like. Gene Ontology annotation, cellular component: nucleus; transcription regulator complex. NCBI's taxonomy places the organism in Eukaryota, Metazoa, Arthropoda, Insecta, Diptera, Cecidomyiidae. The record is from RefSeq and is a predicted model, not a curated record. Gene Ontology annotation, biological process: regulation of transcription by RNA polymerase II. The transcript is spliced from 3 exons. Bases 1 to 825 code for a protein of 274 amino acids.